CGGCCCACCGUCGUUUUCUCUUCGCCCCUUCUUCCCCCUCUUCUCUUUAGCCUCUCAUAAGAGGCGGAAUAAACAUUUCAAUUGCGGAGAAUAACGCUUUGCCUCCAAUCCCAAUUCUCUUUUAUUAAGGAAGAGGAGGAGGAGGAGGAGGAGGAGGAGGAGGAGAAUAAGCUUCCAUUCCCUUCUUCGGGGGUAAAAAAAGAAAAAAAAUAAAAUAAAAGAAGGGUCUUUCUCAUGGCUCUAAAGAGACCCUCUUCUCUCUUGUCUCCUAUUAUCUUCUUCUCUCUUGUUUCUCAUCUAUGCAAUUUUGAUACCCGAGCUUCGGCAACGGGCGUGCUCAAGGUGCAGCACAAGUUCGUCGGCCGGAACCGCACGAUCCUCGACCUCCGCGCCCACGACAGCCGGCGCCGCGGCCGCAUCCUCGCCUCCGCCGACCUCCCCCUCGGCGGCCUCGGCCUCCCGACCGACACAGGGCUCUACUACACUCAAAUUGGGAUCGGAACGCCAUCCAACAGCUACUACGUGCAGGUCGACACGGGGAGCGACAUCCUCUGGGUGAAUUGCAUCUCGUGCGAUCGGUGCCCUAAAAAGAGUGAUCUUGGGAUCAAAUUGACACUGUAUGAUCCGAAACGGUCGGAAAGUGGGAGUUUAGUAUCAUGCAAGGAGAGCUUUUGCGCGUCAACAUACGGCGGCGAGCUUCCGGGAUGCCUUGCAAACAUUCCAUGCCAAUACAGUGUUAUGUAUGGUGAUGGGAGCUCGACGACUGGGUUCUUUGUGACGGAUAAUGUACAGUAUGACCAAAUAACAGGUGAUCACGAAACAAAACAAGUCAAUGCCAGUGUCACAUUUGGGUGUGGUGCUCGGCAGUCUGGGGAUUUGGGUUCAUCAAGUGAAGCUCUUGAUGGAAUUCUUGGUUUUGGGCAGUCAAAUUCGUCCAUGAUAUCGCAGCUAGCUUCCUCUGGAAAAGUGAGUAAGGUGUUUGCUCAUUGCUUAGAUAGUAUACAUGGAGGUGGCAUUUUUGCUAUAGGACAUGUGGUGCAGCCAAAAGUGAAGACAACACCAUUGGUACCUAAUCAGCCACAUUACAAUGUCCAUUUGAAGGCAAUUGAAGUUGGUGGUGCUAUUUUACAACUUCCAACUGAUCUUUUUGAAACUGGAGCAAGGAAAGGAACAAUUAUUGACAGUGGUACAACUUUGUCUUAUCUUCCAGAGGAGGCAUAUAAACCACUAAUGAGUGCAGUAUUUACUAAUCAUCAAGAUUUGAGCUUCCAAACCAUUCAGGACUUUCUAUGUUUCCAAUAUGCAGGAAGUGUAGAUGAUGGAUUUCCAGCUGUUGUCUUUCAUUUUGAGAACUCGCUUUCACUAAAUGUGUAUCCACAUGAUUAUCUUUUUCAAAAUGAGGAUAAUGUGUACUGCAUCGGGUUUCAAAAUGGAGGAUUGCAAUCUAAGGAUGGGAAGGAUAUGUUUCUUUUGGGAGAUCUCGUCCUUUCAAACAAAUUAGUUCUUUAUGACUUGGAGAAUGAAGUGAUUGGUUGGACUGAAUACAACUGCUCCUCAAGCAUCAAGAUUCGGGACGACAAGACCGGAGCUGUUUAUACAGUUGGUGCUCAUAUUUUAUCAUCCGCACAAAGAUUGGAAUUUGGAAUAAAGAUUCUAUUGUUUUUGCUGACAGUAUUUAUCAGUUGUUUAGCUCAUUAAUUAGUCUUCAAUGAUUCAUAACAAUCCUUUGAUGGAUUUGCUUCUUCAUCUAUAUUCUCUUUUUUUUUUUAUAGCAAAUGAGGUAGCUAUAAUUAUGCAGUUGCAAGUUCCAAGUGUUA
Molecule: messenger RNA, 1817 nt
Organism: Ananas comosus (pineapple)
Lineage: Eukaryota; Viridiplantae; Streptophyta; Magnoliopsida; Poales; Bromeliaceae
Product: aspartic proteinase-like protein 2
Exons: 10
Coding region: 235-1698 (487 amino acids)
Biological process (GO): proteolysis
Molecular function (GO): aspartic-type endopeptidase activity
Source: RefSeq, a predicted model, not a curated record